Molecule: messenger RNA, 4631 nt
Organism: Columba livia (rock pigeon)
Lineage: Eukaryota; Metazoa; Chordata; Aves; Columbiformes; Columbidae
Gene: RUFY3
Product: RUN and FYVE domain containing 3
Exons: 19
Coding region: 544-2505 (653 amino acids)
Biological process (GO): regulation of axonogenesis
Cellular component (GO): axon; neuronal cell body; cytoplasm
Molecular function (GO): metal ion binding
Source: RefSeq, a predicted model, not a curated record
GGGCCGAGCCGAGCGCGGCCCCGCACCCCGGCGCCCGUCACAUGAGCGGGAUGCUGAGCCGCUCAUUAGUCAGCCAUUUUGGUCGCCACCCUGCUCAGUGCGCACAGCCAAUCCUGCCCGCACGGCGCGGCGGAGCGGCGCUGGAUCGCAGACCUGCACAGCUGCCUCUACCUGCUGCCUUUGUUUUUGCUCGGAUAAUCAUCAGAGGAAUCCAUUCUUUUUUCUCCGCUGCCCUUUUUGUUUUCCUUUGUAUUCUUGCAUUUUUUCCUGCCGUAUUUGAUGCAGAAGGUGGGUUUUCCGUGGUCGCUUGGGAUCAAUAGCCUUCUAGCAUAGCUGAAGACGGCGACUGUCAGUGCAGAGGAGGAACAGACGAGCAUCAAGGAGCAGCAUUUUUACCUUGCUUUAUAUAUGAAAAGGCCAGAGCAGUCUGCGAUCCUGAGCAUAUCUGUCCUUUAAUAGCAAGGUAUUUCUUAUUUUAUUCUUCAGAAAGCUUUUCUUUUUAGUUCUUUCCCCCCGCGUUGUUGUUGUACCAGCUGAGUCAUCAUGUCUGCUCUGACGCCUCAAAGCGACAUGCCAACCCCCACCACAGACAAGAUCACUCAGGCUGCCAUGGAGACCAUCUAUCUUUGCAAAUUCCGGGUGUCGAUGGAUGGAGAAUGGCUCUGCCUGCGCGAGCUGGACGACAUCUCGCUGACCCCCGACCCAGAGCCCACCCACGAAGACUCUUGGGAGGAUUUGACAGAUGAGGUGGAGCAAUUGCGUGACGAUACUGAAGAUCCUAAUUAUCUCAUGGCUAAUGAACGCAUGAACCUGAUGAACAUGGCGAAACUGAGCAUCAAGGGCUUGAUUGAGUCGGCGCUUAACCUGGGCAGGACGCUGGACUCGGACUACGCCCCUCUGCAGCAGUUCUUCGUGGUGAUGGAGCAUUGCCUCAAACACGGCCUCAAAGCCAAAAAGACUUUUCUUGGGCAAAAUAAGUCGUUUUGGGGACCACUAGAACUAGUAGAGAAACUCGUUCCUGAAGCUGCAGAGAUUACAGCGAGUGUUAAAGAUCUCCCGGGGCUGAAGACACCCGUGGGCAGAGGGAGAGCGUGGCUGCGCCUGGCGCUGAUGCAGAAGAAGCUCUCGGAGUACAUGAAAGCCUUGAUUAACAGAAAGGAUCUUCUCAGUGAAUUUUAUGAGCCUAAUGCCCUGAUGAUGGAAGAAGAAGGUGCCAUCAUUGCUGGGCUCCUGGUGGGUUUGAACGUCAUUGACGCAAACUUCUGCAUGAAAGGAGAAGACCUGGACUCGCAGGUUGGAGUUAUUGAUUUCUCAAUGUAUUUGAAAGAUGGGAACAGCACGAAAGGCAGUGAAGGUGACGGUCAGAUCACUGCCAUCUUGGACCAGAAGAACUACGUGGAAGAACUGAAUAGACACUUAAGUGCUACAGUGAACAACCUGCAGGCCAAGGUGGAUGCCCUGGAGAAAUCCAACACCAAACUGACCGAGGAGCUUGCUGUUGCAAACAACAGGAUUAUUACACUGCAGGAAGAGAUGGAACGGGUUAAAGAAGAAAGUUCUUACAUCUUGGAGUCCAAUCGUAAGGUCACUAAAGACAGAACUGCUGAUGGACAAGCCCUGACCGAGGCACGAAAACAGUUAAAGGAGGAGACUCAGCUGCGACUGGACGUGGAGAAGGAGCUGGAGGUGCAGAUCGGGAUGCGGCAGGAGAUGGAGCUGGCCAUGAAGAUGCUGGAGAAGGACGUCUGUGAGAAGCAGGAUGCGCUGGUGGCGCUCAGGCAGCAGCUGGAUGAUCUCAGGGCCCUAAAGCAUGAACUGUCCUUUAAGCUGCAGAGUUCAGACAUGGGAGUGAAACAGAAGAGUGAAUUAAACAGCCGUUUGGAAGAAAAAACAAAUCAGAUGGCUGCCACCAUCAAACAGCUCGAACAAAGAUUGCGACAGGCGGAGAAGGACCGGCAGCUGGCCCAGCAGGACAACCGGCUCUUCAAGCAGGAGUUCGGGGACAAAAUCAACAGCCUCCAGCUGCAGGUGGAAGAGCUCUCCAGGCAGCGGAGCCACCUCGAGCUGGAGCUGAAGCGGGAAAGAGACAGAUGGUCCCAGGGUCACCAGCGCGUCCAAGAGAACAAACAAGGCGCAAAGGCCUGGCUGAGAGCGGACGGGAAGCUCAAAAUCCACGAAGAGAAUGCUAAACCGAAGCAGCCGCCAAGAGAGGAAAACAGUGUCCUGCCACACAGGUCACCGAGCAGCACGCAGGAAGAGCAGGAACAGCCGUCAGGACGUGGGAGCGCCGAGGUCUGCCAGCUCUGCCGGGAGGAGAGCAGCCGCAGCCAGGACAAGAACGUCUGCAAGAACUGCGGCGGGGUCUUCUGCGAAGCCUGUUCGGCGCACGAGCUGCCUCUCCCCUCCAGCAUCAACCCCGAGCGCGUCUGCGACCGCUGCCACGAGCGGCUCAUGCGGCAGUACGCGGGCAGCCCCGCGCAGGGCGGGCUGCACGCGGCCAAGUAGCUGCAGCGGCGGCGUUUCUGGAGUCGUUCGGGGAACGUGAAGACACCCGCCUCUGUUCUUUGGAGGUCAGAGGGGAGGCAGCUUCAUGGUGUUGAGUGUCGUGCAACUCAAACAGAGCAGCCUGAGCCUUCCCUGUACAAAAGCUCAGACCGAGCUCGUCUGGGGAGCUGCGCUGGGACCCCGUGUGACGUGGCCCCCGGUGUGCGCAGCAGCCCCAGCACCGUGAGAGCCGAGCUGUGUCUGUGCCAGCGGGGAACGUCCGUGUCCCCCGCGCGUGUGACCUCGUGCUGCUGCUGAGCAAAGGCUCCGAAAGCAAAACGGGAGCGUUUUUAAUCCUCACGUCUGGCUGCACUUGAAACUUCAUCCCCAUUUCCCCGUUGCGUUGGACAAUCCGGCUCCGCCGCGCUGCUCAGGGCCCGGCGUCGAAGGGCAGGUGAGAGGCCAGUGAACGCUCGAGAGCUCGGGUCCUUUGGCUCAGCCCUCUGGCCUGCUCUGCAAAUCAGAAUCGCCGAAUCAAAGCUGGGAAGGUUCUCCGGUGUCAGGGGCUUGCGGGUGGGGAGGGGGCGGUUUUGGGGGUGCAGGAUGCGAGACCUGGGGAGCUGCCCUGCCCUGGCACAGAGGUGCCUCAGGGGGCCCAGCCCCACAGCUGGGCUCCCCAGCAUUGAAAGAGCAAAUCCUCAUCACCGCACAGGUCUAGGGCCACUGCUAUCCACCGCUGCCCCUUGCGCGUGUGCAGAGGUCAUUUCAGUAAACCUGGUGUUUCACUUUUUGUUGUUAGAUCAAACGGAAGGCAAGAUGCAAUCACAAUGAUUUCCACCUCCUUGAAAUCUGAAUUUGAAACACCAUUUAAAGCGGUUUCACAGUUGAUGCUGCAUCACUCUUCGUUCUGUUACCUCAAGGAAUUGUGUUACUCCAGAAGCAGGGGUUUCUCCCCCGUAAAGCACGCAGCACGGCCGUUGUUUGGUCUGGUUUGCACUGGAAUCCUGCUUCAGUCUUCAAGACCACGGAAUGUUUUGUAGUCCAUAGCAAACUGCUGUAUUUAUAUGUGACAAAUGCAUUUGGGUUUGUACAAAUGUUAUUAGGGAUUAGUGGUUUAAUUCCUCUGAGGGGAUUUUCUGUUCAUUAGACUGGCCGGAACCGCAUCACCAAGCGUGUCAGAGCUGUGGUUACGUACGUGGUUGGUGCUAGAGCUUGGCCAGGAGUUACUCUGUUCUAGUGGGAGGACACACGAGUUCCCCAGCUCCUCUGGGUGCCCUUUGGAGCCAGAGCACUUCACUGCGGGUGCAACUUCAAACAGUUCUUGGUUUCUGAUUUUGUUUUCCCCUCUUGUGGUAAUCGGCACCUGCAUUUCCUGACAGCUGUCCCUUAAGGUAGAUCAGGAAUUGUAGAUAGUGUUGCAGUUUGAAAAGCCUGGAGUUCAAGUGUGGGCACACUGCUUUCAAGGCCUGAGACACCAGAGAAGAUAUACUGCAUUUAUUGAAUAGUUCUGUGUACAUACUGUACACAUUUAUGAGAUGGCAGAUUCCUGCAUCCAAACCCAGAGUGACUCAUCCCCCAGAAGAAAGUGGGACCCAAACGAUUCCAUGUUGGAGAGUUAAACUGAAAUCCCAGCGCUCACUGUACAUCAUUUUAGUGCCGGCACGUGCAGCUUUUGCAGCUCCGCAGCCCGUUUGUGAGCUGUACCCGGCCCUGGACUCCGCCGGCAGGAGCGGCCGCCGCUCGCCUUGCCCGGUGGGCUGGGGCCCGUGUGGGAAGCGGGACGGGUGCCGGCGGGUCCCUGCGGCCACCGAUGGCAGCGCCGCGCAGCCCCUUGGGCAGGCGCCGCGAACCCCGGGAAUGGAGCCGUGGCUGCCGUGAGGCACAGCAGCGUCGGGGAGGCCACACAGCUGUGCCAGCUGUGCCGGCACCAGCCCCUCCCUGCUGUCCUGGCCUCCGGGGGUGUCUGCCUGGCACAACUGGAUGUUUCGCCUCGUGAAGCUGCGAAUGUCCCAGGCUCGUUUGCUCAGGUGCUGCUCGUGGUGCUGGAGCGUGGGUUCACACCUGGAUGUUUGGGGGUGUGGGAGGGAAGGCUUUUUUUUCCCCAAUGUUUUUUGUUCCACACAAAAAUAAAAACCUGAUCAUCUGUA